AUGAAUCGUAACACACAGAAUGUGUUUCCUCAACAAGUGGAAGAGUCUUAUUCCUGGAACAAGAACCUGGAAAUCCCGGUGGGUGCCCAAUGUUCCCUCGCGUCCACCGAUAGCAUUUGGAUAUUCUACAGCAGAGUUUCUGAGCAGUGUGAGGAGUGGAGUGAGUUAUCAGAGAGCAGAGAUACUUACCAAGAGACGCGAAUUACUUUAGCCAAGCACUUUCCUCUUUGGUAUCAGUUUGCCCUUGUAGAUUUUCGGUUGAGGUACCCAAACCUCAUCGUCCUCCUCCUCCUCAUCUGCGCCCUGGCCUUUGCUGGAAAUUCCGUCCUGAUUCUGCUCAUCUGGCUGGACUCGCGCCUCCACACCGCCCGCACUUUCUGCUCAGCAGCUGUCCGUCGUGGCCCGUCUCACAUCUCCAGCACAGUCCCCGAGACGGUCAGCGGCCACUUCGCAGGGAGGAAGCUCGUCUCCUACUCAGCCCGGCCGCCGAGCGCAUCUUCCCGACCCUCACGGCCUAUGGCCGUCCUAACCCUCUGCACACGCGGUUCCCAGGAGCCCCAGGGUCUGUCUGAAGAUGGCCGCCUCCGCCUGGAUGGGGCUGUUGUGGCCGCGCUGGUCCACACCAUCCACCCCAUGCACCUUCCUAUCUGCGGUUCCGGGGAGAUCAAUCAUUACUUCUGCGCGGUGCCCGCCAUUCUGAGACCGUCCAGUGUGGACACGCCUGGCUAAGAGACGGUGAGGUCUGUGUCACCGUCACCUUCCUUCUGGUCCUCGUCUUCCUCCCCCGAGGCGCCUGCUCCUCCCCGCUGACCGUGGGAGCCUCUGCUUCGGUGAGCCGUCUUCACCUACACGACGCCCCUUCCUCCCCCACGGCUGGAGACCGGGCAGGAGCCGCGCCGGGCACCACCGUGACCCCCAUGCUCAGCCCUCCUCUGCAGCCCCAGGAACGCAGAAGUGAUUGCAGUUCUGCAGACGAGC
Messenger RNA from Nannospalax galili (Upper Galilee mountains blind mole rat), 978 nucleotides. Its product is annotated as olfactory receptor 2M5-like. Lineage: Eukaryota; Metazoa; Chordata; Mammalia; Rodentia; Spalacidae. The transcript is spliced from 4 exons. The record is from RefSeq and is a predicted model, not a curated record. The coding region runs from base 1 to 729 and encodes 242 amino acids.